Messenger RNA from Ambispora gerdemannii, 276 nucleotides. The record is from the annotation of a GenBank genome assembly. Lineage: Eukaryota; Fungi; Glomeromycota; Glomeromycetes; Archaeosporales; Ambisporaceae.
AAUGCUGUUUCUCUGCCGCGAUGCAAACUAAAAAUCCCAAUGUCCCAAAAUUGAGCGCCUCCGGAAAAUUCUCGAGUAUAUUUGUGACAUGUAUUGUAACGGGAAACGAGAAUGGCGAGGUCGAUGUGCAUGCAUAUCAGGUUUCUAGUACUUGUAAGGCGAUGGUAGCUGCCGACAUUAUGUUCCUGAAGUAUUUUACAAGUACAAAAAUGAAUAUGGUGUGUAUGUACAAGAGAGCGCAAAGCCUUGUUUCUGGUCAAAUAUUUGCUAUUAAAU